Messenger RNA from Armigeres subalbatus, 2659 nucleotides. RefSeq names its product DNA repair and recombination protein RAD54-like (gene okr). The record is from RefSeq and is a predicted model, not a curated record. Bases 179 to 2554 code for a protein of 791 amino acids. Gene Ontology annotation, cellular component: nucleus. Lineage: Eukaryota; Metazoa; Arthropoda; Insecta; Diptera; Culicidae. Gene Ontology annotation, biological process: reciprocal meiotic recombination; double-strand break repair via synthesis-dependent strand annealing. Gene Ontology annotation, molecular function: DNA translocase activity; ATP binding; ATP-dependent chromatin remodeler activity. The transcript is spliced from 6 exons.
CACUUUAUUCUUUUUUGUUGUUUAUUUUAAUUUUUGUUUUGUUUGGCGGUUCAAAACUCGAAAUAUUUUGCUUUUCUGCGUAACGAAUCCGAAUGAUUCGCAACUAUAAUUAUUAGUAUAUUCAAUUUUUCGUGGUAUUAAAUUAUUCUUAUUUUCAACAUAGACGCUAUCCUUAAGAAUGCGUAAAAGUACCGCACCAAGCCAAUCCGCCACCUUCACGCCGGUGAACUCCGCUUUCAAAAGUCCAAUGUCGCAAUCCAACAAGCGAUCCCGGGAGUGCCGCGAACGCUCCAAGGACAAAAUAAAGGACACGGGCCCUCCUCCACCGAAACUGUCCGCAUCCGAGUACGAAAUGAUGAUCCAGAAAAUCCUGUCGCGCCCUUUCAAGGUUCCGAUUGCGAACUAUGUUCCGGAGCACACGACUCGCUGUCUGGGAAUGAAACGCCCGGCUGCUAGAAGAUCACUGCACGAUCCGUACGCCUGCAAUGCGUUGGUGCUGUUCACGCCGGACGAGCUAACCGAGCACGAUAAGCUGAAGUCGGACCCGGCACAGAUUCAGGUCCACGUCGUGGUGGAUCCUCUUUUGGGUAAUAUUUUGCGGCCACAUCAACGGGAAGGUGUUCGGUUUAUGUACGAGUGUGUUACGGGUAAGCGCGGGGAUUUCCAGGGAUGUAUCAUGGCCGAUGAAAUGGGACUUGGAAAGACAUUGCAGUGUAUAACGCUUCUAUGGACUUUGCUGCGGCAAAGUCCGGAUUGUAAGCCCACGAUCAACAAGGCGGUCAUCGUGUGCCCAAGCUCGUUGGUUAAAAACUGGUACAAGGAGUUUGGAAAGUGGCUGGGGUGCCGAGUGAAUUGUUUGGCCAUCGAUGGAGGAUCGAAGGAGCACACCACGAAGGAGCUACAGCAGUUUAUGGCCAAUCAGAGUAUGCGCCACGGUACUCCGGUUUUGAUUAUCAGCUACGAAACAUUCCGACUGUAUUCGAACAUUUUAAAUAAUUCGGAAGUGGGAGCGGUACUGUGCGAUGAAGGGCAUCGGUUAAAGAAUUGCGAGAAUCUCACCUAUCAGGCAUUGAUGGGACUGAAGACCAAACGAAGGGUGCUGCUGUCUGGGACACCAAUUCAGAAUGAUCUGACCGAGUAUUACAGCUUACUGCACUUCGUUAACCCGGGAAUGCUCGGAAGCACUCAUGAAUUCCGCCGUCAAUUCGAGAAUCCGAUCCUCCGAGGCCAGGAUGCCAACGCGACGGAGUCGGAACGUCAGAAGGCCACCGAACGGUUGCAAGAGUUGACUGCGCAGGUGAACCGUUGUAUGAUUCGCCGAACAAGCGCAUUGCUAACCAAAUAUCUGCCGAUCAAAUUCGAGAUGGUUGUUUGUGUGAAAAUGACGGAAAUCCAAACUGAACUGUACAAGAGCUUUCUUCAGUCGGAUUCGAUCCGUCGAGGUAUGCUGGAGAAAGCUAAAGUGAAGGCCAGUUUGACGGCGCUUUCGAAUAUUACUGCCUUGAAGAAGCUAUGCAACCAUCCGGAUUUGGUGUAUGACAAGAUUCAAGAACGAGCCGAAGGAUUCGAAAACGCUCAUAAGAUUUUGCCCAACAAUUACAGUUCGAAGGAACUGCGACCGGAAUUUGGUGGAAAGUUGAUGGUGCUGGACUGUAUGUUGGCAAGCAUCAAAAUGAACACGGACGACAAGAUCGUGUUGGUUUCGAACUACACUCAGACAUUGGAUCUGUUCGAGAAGCUCUGCCGGAAACGUGGCUAUUGCUACGUUCGAUUAGAUGGUUCGAUGACAAUCAAAAAGCGUGGAAAGGUCGUAGACGAGUUCAACAAACCGGAUUCGAAGGAAUUCAUUUUUAUGCUUAGUUCGAAAGCAGGCGGGUGUGGACUUAAUCUGAUCGGUGCGAAUCGUUUGGUCAUGUUCGAUCCGGAUUGGAACCCAGCUAAUGAUGAGCAAGCGAUGGCUCGAGUCUGGCGUGACGGACAGAAGAAACCGUGCUUUAUCUAUCGACUAUUGGCUACGGGAACCAUCGAAGAGAAGAUUUUCCAGCGUCAAACCCAUAAAAAGGCUCUGUCGAAUACGGUUGUCGAUAACGAUGAGGAUGGAGAACGUCACUUCACCCAGGAUGAUUUGAAGGAUUUGUUCCGAUUGGAUGAAUCUACCAUUUCCGAUACACAUUCCAUAUUCAAAUGCAAACGGUGCGUUAACAACAUCCAGAUGAAGCUUCCACCGGAAGAGAGCGAUUGUACCUCGGAUCUGUCCCAUUGGUAUCACUGUUCGAACAACAAAGGUAUCCCGGACGACAUUCUCUCAAAGUCUUGGGACAUCACCAAGUGCCUUUCUUUUGUGUUCCACCAUCGAUCGAACAGUGCCGUGGUGGAACAGCAAAUCGCUGAGCAGAAACGAGCCGAAGCGUUGAAGGCGAAAGAUGAAAAGAACAGCGAGCAGGAUCUUGCGGAGGAAAUUGAUGAAGAAGACGAUGAAGACGACGAGAAGGAGAAUGAUGAUUCCGGUUUGGACGAUGACGAUAAGGAUGAAGAUUUCGUGCCAAGAAGAUGAUUGGUGAUGGUGGAGGAUUAACAUCAAUUGUAAUUAUUAUGUGUCAUAGAUUUGUCCACGGAAGUUAUAAGAAAUCUCUGAACCCAGAGACCAUCGUAUAUAAAA